GCAAACUUUAUUGCAUGGGAAUAUUGUGCGGACAGACUGACGCAAGACGCAGUAUUUCAGCAUGCAGAUGUCAUUUGUGACAGUGUUUUGCAGCGUAAUAUCUCAAAAUCACUAAUGUGGCAGUUUUUAGUCCCUCUGCGCCUGCAUUCCCCCUCCCUUCGAGUCACCCUCGCCAUACUUCUUUGGGCUGGUCUCCCUAGAAUUGGUGCGUUUCCGUUUUUGCCGUUAAAAACGGGGACUACCACCCUCGUUUUCUCAUUCACUCCUCCCUGAGGCGUUAGCGGCAUGAUGCGGCCGACCGUGUGCGCGGUUGCGGGUUAAAUCACAGAGAGGACGGUCUGACAGCACGGGUGUGGUGCUGGUGCGGACAGAGUCCCAAAUAUUCUUGCAGUGUUCAGAUGCGAAUGCUAUUGAAACCAACAGAUAGACAUCUAGACGUAUAACAAAACAUCGCAGGCACGACUGUCUGAGACGUCAGUGGCGUUCAGAUGUAGAUGUUUCACAAAUUGAUCCGCUGGCUCGUGCCUUCGCGCGAGCUUCCCUCAGCUCCACUGCAGUAUUUCAGUCAAGCGCGUGGGGCCCACGCGUGGACGUACAGAUGCCAUAGCCUAAUUACCGCAAACAAACUUGGAUUUACUGAUCUGCAAAUCCCAUAACAUGUAGCGCCUUCAGAAGCGCAAAGCUUUUUAGGAGGAGAAAUUGCGUAAUACUUGUGAGGGGCGGAAGUAUGAACCAGUUUAAUAUGUUUUUGCCAUCGCACAUGCUUUAUAAAUUAUAUUUGCUUUGAAAUGAUGAGCGCCGCUUCCUGAAUGGGUUGUAAUCUAAUGUUGGCGUAACCAAACAAGUAUUACAAAGAAAAAAGGCGAGAUAGCUAAAUGUAGUCAAAAAAGGACAUAUUUGUGUGUAUGUGUGUUAAAAUCUAAAACCAGAGAGUUAUGGUCAGAUUUUACGGCCUUUAUUCUCCACACGGGAUAGGCCGGCGAGGUUCGUCCUCGUGACAGCUGUGCAGCUCCCCUCCCCUCGAUGUACAGUGCCAGAGGCCGAGCGUUCGCUUUCCAUAUCAUUUCGUUGAAGGCAUCAAAUACGGAAAAGUCAUGUUUCAUUGAGGCAGCAUCUGUGAUUUUUUUCACCUAGCCUUGAGGACAAGCGUGAGCUCGCGCUGAACGGUGCUGAACGGACAGCGCCACUAAGACUCAUUCGACGGCAUCUAGAAGACAGCGUACUUGUCUCGGCUUCCUAAAAACAUACUUAUACAAUUAUUACAGCUUGAUAAGGAAUACCUUUAAGAUGUUACGGGAACGUACAGUUUACCAGAGAUGAGAGCACGCAACGACUUUGCUUGAAGGCACAGCUGGCUGUCCUGAAUGGCUUCUAAAUAAAGAGGACUCUGCUGCAGGAUGACAAUAUGGCUGCGCAGCUGCUCGCACCUCCAGGCCCCGAUAGCUUCAAGAGGUUCACCCCAGAAUCUUUGGCCAACAUCGAGAAGCGCAUCGCUGAGGAGAAGAAGAAAAAGCCUGUUAAGCCCAGAUCUGACAGCAGUCACCGUGAUGACGAUGAUGAAAACAAACCGAAGCCCAACACUGACUUGGAAGCGGGGAAGAGCGUGCCCUUUAUUUACGGGGACGUGCCCUCUAACAUGUUGGCUGUGCCCCUGGAGGACUUGGACCCCUUCUAUUUGAACCAGAAAACCUUUAUAGUGCUUAACAAAGGAAAAACGAUCUUCCGUUUCAGUGCCACGCCCUCGUUAUAUAUCAUUAGUCCUUUUAACCUAUUCAGGCAAAUAGCAAUUAAAAUUUUGAUACACUCAGUUUUCAGCAUGAUCAUCAUGUGUACAAUUUUGACAAAUUGUGUCUUCAUGACAUUCAGCAAUCCUCCAGAAUGGUCCAAACAAGUAGAAUACACCUUCACAGGAAUCUACACUUUCGAGUCACUCACAAAGAUUGUGGCUCGAGGUUUCUGUAUAGACGGCUUUACCUUCCUCAGAGACCCUUGGAACUGGCUGGAUUUUAUGGUCAUCUCUAUGGCAUAUGUAACAGAGUUUGUGGACCUCGGGAAUGUGUCAGCCCUGAGAACCUUCAGGGUUCUACGAGCUCUCAAAACUAUUUCUGUCAUACCAGGGCUGAAAACCAUUGUGGGUGCUCUGAUCCAGUCAGUGAAGAAGCUUUCAGAUGUGAUGAUUCUGACUGUGUUCUGUCUGAGUGUAUUUGCCCUCAUCGGUCUACAGUUGUUCAUGGGAAAUCUUCGGCAAAAGUGUGUCAUCUGGCCAUACAAUCACACUGAAUCCUACCUGGCCAAUGGAAGCAGGGGCUUUGACUUCAAUGAAUACAUCAUGAAUGAGAAAAACUUCUACUUUGUGCCAGGCAUGCUGGAUGCACUGCUAUGUGGAAACAGCUCAGAUGCAGGACGGUGUCCGGAGGGCUAUACUUGCAUGAAGGCUGGACGCAACCCAAACUACGGCUACACUAGCUUUGACUCCUUUGGUUGGGCUUUUCUUGCUCUCUUCCGACUCAUGACACAAGACUUCUGGGAGAAUCUGUACCAACUGACUCUCAGAGCUGCUGGGAAGACGUAUAUGAUCUUCUUUGUACUGGUGAUUUUUGUGGGAUCGUUCUACCUGGUGAAUCUGAUCUUGGCUGUGGUGGCCAUGGCUUAUGAAGAACAGAACCAGGCCACCAUGGAGGAGGCAGAACAGAAGGAGGCUGAGUUUAAAGCCAUGCUGGAACAGCUGAAAAAACAACAGGAGGAGGCACAGGCCAAUGCUAUGGCAACCUCGGCAGGUACAGUAUCUGAGGAUGCAGCAGAGGAUGACGGAGGAGGGCAUCUGUCCCGCAGUUCCUCUGAGGCGUCCAAGCUGAGCUCCAAGAGUGCCAAGGAGCGAAGGAACAGAAAGAAAAAGUGGAGGAAAGAACAGGAGGAGAAAGGUGAUAGCGAGAAGGUGGUAAAGUCAGAAUCCGAUGACGGCAGCAAGAGAAGCCGCUUCCGUUUCAGAGACAACAGGCUUGGGCGGAAGGCCUCAAUCAUGAACCAGUCCCUGUUGAGCAUCCCUGGCUCGCCAUUCAUGUCCCGCCGCAGCAGUAUAUUCAGCUUCAAGGGCUCGGAGAACGAGUUCGCAGAUGACGAGCACAGCACGGUCGAGGAGAGCGAAGACCGCCGCGGCUCCCUCUUUGUCCCGUACAGGCGCAGCAGCUACAGCGGCUACAGCCAGGGUUCCUCACGCCUUAACCCACUGGCACCCCACCUAGGCUGCAAGAGAAACAGCACGGUGGACUGCAAUGGGGUGGUGUCUCUGAUCACACCUGGGCCUGGCCGGCUACUGCCCGAGGUGAAAAUAGAUAAGGCAGCUUCUGAUGACAGUACCACAGAGGUAGAGGGAAAGAGAAAGCACUCAGGUUCUCUUAUGGUGUCGGUGGACCAGCUCAAUACUUCCUUUAGUCGGAAAGAGCGAGCCAACAGUGCUAUGACUGUUGUCACCAACACGCUGGUGGAAGAGCUGGAGGAGUCUCAGAGAAAAUGUCCGCCCUGCUGGUAUAAGUUUGCCAACACAUUCUUGAUAUGGGAGUGCUGUCCACUGUGGCUGAAGAUAAAAGAGAUAGUGAACCUCAUAGUGAUGGAUCCGUUUGUAGACCUGGCUAUCACUAUAUGUAUUGUGCUGAAUACAGUCUUCAUGGCCAUGGAGCAUUAUCCCAUGUCAACAGCCUUUGAAGAGGUGCUUUAUGUUGGAAACCUGGUGUUCACAGGUAUCUUUACAGCUGAAAUGUUUGCCAAGCUGGUAGCCAUGGAUCCAUACUACUACUUCCAGGAGGGCUGGAAUAUCUUUGAUGGCUUCAUUGUGAGCCUGAGUUUGGUGGAGCUGGGGCUGGCUGAUGUAGAAGGGCUGUCUGUGCUCAGAUCCUUCAGAUUGCUGAGGGUGUUUAAGCUGGCUAAAUCAUGGCCCACUCUGAACAUGCUGAUCAAGAUCAUUGGUAACUCUGUGGGAGCUUUGGGAAACCUGACCCUGGUGCUGGCCAUCAUCGUCUUCAUCUUUGCUGUGGUGGGCAUGCAGCUGUUUGGGAAGAGCUAUAAAGACUGUGUGUGUAAGAUUGCCGCAGAGACCUGCAAGCUUCCCCGCUGGCAUAUGAAUGACUUUUUCCACUCCUUCCUUAUUGUGUUCCGGGUGCUGUGUGGAGAAUGGAUUGAAACCAUGUGGGACUGUAUGGAGGUGGCUGGACAAACAAUGUGUCUCACUGUAUUCAUGAUGGUGAUGGUCAUUGGAAACUUGGUGGUGCUGAACCUGUUCUUGGCCUUACUGCUCAGCUCCUUCAGUGCUGAUAAUCUGGCAGCCACAGAUGAUGACGGUGAGCUGAACAACCUGCAGAUUUCAGUAAUCCGCAUUAAGAAGGGUAUCGCUUGGUUCAAAAUUCACGUACGUCUCCUGGUGGCCCACAUCCUGAAGAAGAAACCUUUGGAAGACGAAGACAAACCUCUUGACGACAUGUAUGACAAAAAACUCAACAUCAUAGGUAACCACACCGGUGUUGACAUCAAAUGUGGUGAUCUGAACUACCCCAAGAACGGUAAUGGCACCACAAGCGGCAUUGGUAGCAGCGUAGGAAAGUACAUGAUUGAUGAGGAGCCCAUGUCCUUCAUACACAACCCCAACCUAACGGUACGGGUUCCCAUCGCUGUGGGAGAGUCAGACUUUGAGAACCUCAACACAGAGGACUUCAGCAGUGAGUCGGAUCAGGAAAAUAGCAAAGAUCUGGAUGACACCAGCUCUUCAGAGGGAAGCACUAUCGACAUAAAGCCUGAUGAGGAGGAGAUGGCUGUAGUGGAGGUCGUGGAGGAGUACUUAGACCCAGAGGCCUGCUGGACUGAUGCCUGUGUGGCACGGUACAAAUGCUGUGACGUGCCUAUCACUGAGGGCUGGGGAAAGUACUGGUGGUUCCUGAGGAAAACUUGCUACCUCAUCGUUGAACACAACUGGUUUGAAACACUCAUCAUUUUCAUGAUUCUGCUCAGCUCUGGAGCUCUGGCAUUUGAGGAUGUAUACAUUGAACAGAGGAAAACCAUCCAGAUCAUUCUAGAAUAUGCAGACAGAGUCUUCACAUACAUCUUCAUCCUGGAAAUGUUGCUGAAAUGGGUAGCCUAUGGCUUUGUCAAAUACUUCACCAAUGCAUGGUGCUGGCUGGACUUCUUCAUUGUGGAUGUGUCUAUAGUCAGCCUUAUAGCUAAUGCGCUGGGCUACUCAGACUUGGGCCCCAUAAAGUCCCUGAGGACUUUGAGGGCUCUCAGGCCCCUGAGAGCUUUGUCCCGGUUUGAGGGCAUGAGGGUUGUCGUGAAUGCUUUGGUGGGUGCCAUUCCCUCCAUUAUGAAUGUGCUGUUGGUGUGUUUGAUCUUCUGGUUGAUCUUCAGUAUUAUGGGUGUCAACCUGUUCGCUGGGAAGUACUAUUACUGUUUCAAUGAGACAUCAGAAGAGUAUUUUAAAACUGACAUUGUCAACAACAAGACAGAAUGUUUGGCACUCAUCAAUGCGAGCUACGAAGAGGUUCGCUGGAAGAAUGUGAAGAUCAACUUUGAUAAUGUGGGUGCAGGUUACCUGGCACUCUUGCAAGUGGCCACAUUCAAAGGCUGGAUGGACAUCAUGUAUGCUGCUGUGGAUUCCAGAAGGGUUGAGGACCAACCUAUCUAUGAGGACAACAUCUACAUGUAUAUAUAUUUUGUCAUCUUCAUAAUCUUUGGGUCCUUCUUCACUCUGAAUCUCUUCAUUGGUGUCAUAAUUGACAACUUUAACCAACAGAAGAAAAAGUUUGGAGGUCAGGAUAUCUUCAUGACUGAAGAACAGAAAAAGUACUACAAUGCUAUGAAGAAACUGGGCUCAAAGAAACCCCAGAAACCCAUCCCUAGACCUUUGAACAAAAUCCAGGGGAUGGUAUUUGACUUUGUCACUCAGCAGGCCUUUGACAUUUCCAUAAUGAUCCUCAUCUGUCUUAACAUGGUAACCAUGAUGGUGGAAACUGAUGAUCAGUCAGAAGAGACAGAGAACAUUUUGUACUGGGUAAACUUCAUAUUCAUUGUAGCCUUCACUGGCGAGUUCGUCUUGAAACUCUUUGCUCUACGACACUACUAUUUCACCAAUGGUUGGAACGUCUUUGACUGCGUUGUCGUCAUUCUGUCCAUUGUGGGUAUGUUCCUUGCAGACCUCAUUGAGAAGUACUUUGUGUCACCAACUUUGUUCAGGGUCAUCCGUCUGGCUCGAAUUGGCCGUAUUCUGCGUCUAAUCAAAGGAGCCAAGGGCAUCCGGACAUUAUUGUUCGCUUUGAUGAUGUCACUUCCUGCUCUGUUCAACAUCGGCCUGUUGCUUUUCCUAGUCAUGUUCAUCUUCUCCAUCUUUGGCAUGUCUAAUUUUGCCUAUGUGAAACGAGAAGUAGGAAUUGAUGACAUGUACAACUUUGAAACUUUUGGCAACAGCAUGAUCUGUCUAUUCAUGAUCACCACAUCAGCUGGAUGGGAUGGCCUCUUGGCUCCUAUCUUGAACUAUCCGCCUGACUGUGACCCCAAUAAGGAGAACCCAGGAACCACAGUCAAGGGCAACUGUGGCAAUCCCUCAGUGGGAAUCUUCUUCUUUGUAAUGUACAUUAUUGUGUCCUUCCUGAUUGUGGUGAACAUGUACAUCGCUAUCAUCUUGGAGAACUUCAGUGUUGCCACCGAGGAGAGUGCUGAUCCACUGUGCGAAGACGACUUUGAGUCCUUCUAUGAAAUCUGGGAGAAGUUCGACCCAGACGCGUCGCAGUUCAUCACCUUCGCCAAGCUGCCAGACUUUGCAGAUACAUUAGAACAUCCUCUCCGUGUGCCAAAGCCAAACAUCAUCGAGCUGAUAGCCAUGGACAUGCCCAUGGUGAGUGGCGACCGCAUUCACUGCUUGGAUAUUCUGUUCGCCUUUACCAAGCGUGUGCUGGGUGACAGCGGCGACCUGGACAUGAUGCGACAGCAAAUGGAGGAGCGCUUUGUGGCAGCGAAUCCCUCUAAGGUGUCAUACGAGCCCAUCACUACCACGCUGCGGCGCAAGCAGGAGGAGGUGUCAGCCAUCAUCAUUCAGAGGGCGUACCGAGCCCACCUGGCACGCAGAGGCUUCAUCUGCAAACGCAGGCCUGCCAACAACAAACUGGAGAAUGGAGGGACCAAUCAGGAGAAGAAAGAGGGCACGCCUUCCACUGCGUCCCUGCCAUCCUAUGACAGUGUAACCAAGCCCGAGAAGGAGAAAGAGGAUGACAACAAUGAAGGCAAGGGCCGCAAGGAGAAGGGCCGAAACCAAAAAGACGUCAGGGAAUCCAAGUGUUAAGACUGCUGCGGUAACACUCGUGGACAGCGAUAUUGAUCAUGACGAUAUUAUAACAAAAAGUCAUUUCAAGUGAAUGGAAACCCUGAAUCAAACUAUACAGAUGUACAGAUUACUUUCAUUUAAGAGGAAUUCAAAAACAAAGCCGAAGUAACACGACAAAAAAUUGUUUACAAACGUAACUGGUGUAUGGAGGCGAAGAAAAAUGUUGGGCUUCCUCAAAGCUUGAAGACACUUACAAGUUAAACCAAACAUAAUCAGCUUCCUGUGUGACACUGUUGCAUCAAGACUCGAUUUAAACAGAAUCAAAUAUGAAUUUAAAAGACCGAUACUUGAUCAAGUGUAUUUUAGAGGGCUAUAUUGCGCUUCAGUAUGGAACUCUUCACCGAGCAGGAAUGGAUAAUCCAAGGGAGAACUAGGAUCGAAUCCCAUGCUUCUGAACUGCGUCGGUGAACUUUCCAUGCAGAAAACAAACACUGCUAUUCAUGAAUGGAUCAGCUUCCCGAAGCGGAUAGCAAAGGAGUCUGCUCUGUUUCAUUUCAUAUGCGUGUAAGAACUCAACACUACUGUGAGAGUGAGCAGGAUAGACAUGAGUGGGAAACAAAAACAAGAGUCUGGCUGAUUCCAACGGUCUCUUUGCGUUUGUUAGCAUCGAAUAUAUUUUACAUGGUCUUUACAUUAUUUGAGCUGCAAAAAGGAGAAAACAGGAGGAAAAAUACGAAUUUAACAUUCUGCCCAUGUCACCCUCAGUAACUGUGUCAUGAUAACUUUGUUAUACCUGCAUCAAAAGG
Molecule: messenger RNA, 8106 nt
Organism: Cyprinus carpio (common carp)
Lineage: Eukaryota; Metazoa; Chordata; Actinopteri; Cypriniformes; Cyprinidae
Gene: scn8ab
Product: sodium channel, voltage gated, type VIII, alpha subunit b
Exons: 27
Coding region: 1406-7318 (1970 amino acids)
Biological process (GO): membrane depolarization during action potential; neuronal action potential; sodium ion transmembrane transport
Cellular component (GO): axon; plasma membrane; voltage-gated sodium channel complex
Molecular function (GO): protein binding; voltage-gated sodium channel activity
Source: RefSeq, a predicted model, not a curated record